Messenger RNA from Onychomys torridus (southern grasshopper mouse), 1143 nucleotides. RefSeq names its product transmembrane protein 171 (gene Tmem171). The transcript is spliced from 4 exons. Lineage: Eukaryota; Metazoa; Chordata; Mammalia; Rodentia; Cricetidae. The record is from RefSeq and is a predicted model, not a curated record. Bases 104 to 1075 code for a protein of 323 amino acids.
GAGUCCCAGGACCAGCUCAGAGCCUGAAACUUCAGGAGAGAAGGAAACACAUUUCCGUUUCAAGUCAGGGAGCAACGAGGAAGCCUUUUCUUUUCUGGCCAUCAUGUCUUCGGUAGGAACGGCUGAGCCAGAUGGGGACCAGAGGGACAGGCAUGUCAGCAAGCUCAUUUUCUUCCUCUUCCUCUUCGGUGCAGUCCUGUUGUGUGUGGGGGUCCUGCUCUCCAUCUUUGGCUACCAGGCAUGCCAAUAUAAACCUCUCUCACAUUGCAACAUGGUGCUAAAGAUUGCUGGUCCAUCGUGCGCAGUGAUAGGGCUGGGGGCUGUGAUUCUGGCCCGCUCCCGGGCACGCCUGCAUCUGCGGGAGGGGCAGCGGCGAGGCCUCCAGGACCCUGACCAAUCCUUCAUCUGUGGAGAGAGCCGCCAGUUUGCCCAAUGCCUCAUCUUUGGGUUCUUGUUCCUGACCAGUGGCAUGCUCAUCAGCAUCCUGGGCAUUUGGGUGCCAGGAUGCAGCGCAGACUGGGAACGGGAGCCACUGAAUGAGACGGACACCGGAGAAACAGAACCCCAGAUCUGCGGCUUCCUGUCUCUGCAGAUCAUGGGGCCCUUGAUUGUGCUUGUGGGAUUGUGUUUCUUUGUGGUGGCCCAUGUUAAGAAGAAAAACAACUUGAGUUCGAGCCGAGAUACCUCUGAAAUUGAAGGGGGACACACCCACAGUAUAGAGCCCGUCCACAUCACUGUAGGUGACUCGGUGAUAAUAUUCCCGCCCCCUCCACCACCUUACUUUCCAGAGUCUUCCUCGGGCACUCGACCUCCUGGGGCUAACAGCUUGCACCGGCCUGAAAACCCACCUUCCUAUUGCAGUCUUUUUAACCACAGAAGGACCCCAACUCCUGAGAGCCAGGGCGCAGCCUCUGAGAGAGAACGGGAACUCAUAUACACCAUUUCUGGGCCAGGUUCACCCUCUGAGAGCUCACACCCUGGGCAUCUUCCACUGGAUCUGCCCCCUAGAUAUGAAGAGAAAGAAACUGCCCCAGCCACGCCCAUGGAUGCACCUUCUGAACAGUCCCCACCGUGAAUUAUGGACUCCACGUUUAUAUAUUUCAUGGAUUGUUAUUUUUAUUUAAUUUUUUAAUAAAAAACACA